UAUUUUUAGAAAAACUUAAAGUUACUACAGUGUCGAAUCUAAAAAGAAAAAAAGUGCAACUGUUUGGAUCUUUUUGUUACUUAUAUAACAUAUCAAAUAUGUUUCUUAAUACAUAUACGUUGAUUAUUAUUACAGUGUUGUAUUCAUGUUCAGUAGAUGGAUUAAGGUGGAAAGAUUGCGCUUCCAAUCCACUAAACGCCUCGUUGACCUUUGACUCCUUCCAGAUAUGGCCAUUCCCCGUGGUCAUCCCCGGGAAUGUACAUUUCUCAGCCGAUGUGACGGUUAAUAAACAGAUUCAUAAACUCUACAUUGACGAAGAUGUCGACGAGCUUAUAUCGAAGUAUAUCUUCACGUUGCCAUGUGCCGUGGACGGAUUAGGCUCUUGUGGUGACAUUGAUGCUUGCGAGUACCAGAAUCAAAAUCUCCCGGUUGUAUGGGAGAAAUUUAUGUAUUACAUGCUGGGAAAUGACAGUACUUGUCCAGUUCCUACUAAAUCUGUGGUAAUCCAAGACGAAAUGUUGACAAUCGCCAACUUGCCGAUAGAGCUAGCCAACUUUGCAAGCAGAAUGUUCGAAAUACGCCUCCAUUUUAAGGACGACAAGAAUAGCAAAGGCCACAUAGGGUGCCUGGAGUUAGACUUCGAGUUCACUUUAUCUGACUCCAUACUUAGUGCAUUAGGUUGAACACGGCGCAGUGUUUUGGACAAUAUGUAAAGACACUGCAAAAACAUCAUGAUGCCAUUUGUUUUAUAUUUUUAAUUUGCUGUCAGUCGUUUAUGCCAAUUUAAUGAUAUAUAAUAUAAAACAGAUGUGUUUU
Molecule: messenger RNA, 816 nt
Organism: Ruditapes philippinarum (Manila clam)
Lineage: Eukaryota; Metazoa; Mollusca; Bivalvia; Venerida; Veneridae
Exons: 4
Coding region: 99-683 (194 amino acids)
Biological process (GO): lipid transport; ganglioside catabolic process
Cellular component (GO): cytoplasmic side of plasma membrane
Molecular function (GO): lipid carrier activity; enzyme activator activity
Source: RefSeq, a predicted model, not a curated record